Pelagomonas calceolata is the source of this 1452-nucleotide messenger RNA. NCBI's taxonomy places the organism in Eukaryota, Pelagophyceae, Pelagomonadales, Pelagomonadaceae. The record is from the annotation of a GenBank genome assembly.
GGUGCCGGCCGGCGCCAUCGCGAUUGGAGCCCAGCCAGGGGAACGCACCAGCCGUGCAUUCACAGCAACGCAUCGCUGCGAGGCAACCACGAAUCGCGGUUGAAACGAGCAUCGUGCCUAGCGCAGCAGCGGCAAGCAACCAUAGGCUAGCCCAGGGCUGCAAAACCAUGAGCGAGCUCGCGCACCACGCCGACCAAGAGCACGACGACGAAGAAGCAACGGUCAUCCCCGAACAGCAGGAGCACGACCAGGUGCACCACGACCACGCGCACGCCGCCGACGAGCUGCGGCGGAACGCGACAGGGGCGCACACGCACGUGCACGAGCAUAGUCAUGGAGAGGGCCAGGAGGUCCACUCGCACUCGCACGCGCACGUCACGGACGAGCAGCUGCAUGUGCAUGAUCAUUUACAUGCUUAUGUUGAUGAAAACACGAUCCCGGUUCCGGACGAGAAGGGCCCCGCGGAGCGACUCGUCACGAUCUUCGAGGCGACGUCUGUGGAGAAGGACGCUUCGGUCAUAUCCUACGUGGGUACGUCCGGCCUGAAAGUGACUAUAUUAGAAGGCCUAGACACGCAUAAGGGGCGCCUCACGAAAUUAUCUUUACGUUCCAACUUAGUAGCGGAGUGCAAAGAAGUAGCGGCGCACGGCGCUUCCCUCAAACAUCUCGAAUUGUAUGAUAACCGCUUACGAUCACUGCGCGGCAUCGAGCACUGCCCGUUCCUCGAGAUCAUUGACGUGUCGUACAACGGUUCUCGCGAUUUAGCGCCGGUCGCGGUCUGCUUCCAGCUGCGGGAGCUCUACGCGGUCUGGGAACGGCGUCCCUUUUUUUUAUACUUGCGGCGACGGCGUACGCACGCAGGCCUGCAACAAGCUCCGGGAGAUUUAUGUAGGUCUGUCGAAGCUCGAGAACCUCGUCAUGCUUGAUUUGGGAGGCAACCGCUUGAGAAAAAUGGAACACUUUCCACAAAAUCUAGAGAAACUCUUCCUGGGCAAGAACAAGAUCGAACGCGUCGAGAACGUCUCGACGCUAAAGAAGUUGAAAGUCUUGGACGUCCAGUCGAACCGCUUGACUUCUCUGGAACCCGGGUCGCUGCCGUCUCAAUUACAAGAGUUGUAUGGCGCGCACAACGCCGUCACGGACCCUCCGCCCGACGCGUUGCAAGGCCUCGCCCUCGAGACCGUGGACCUCUCGCACAACCGCCUGACGUCCCUGGAGGUUUUCUCCGGGUUAGGACUGGGCGAUUUGUGGCUCUCGUACAACGGCGUGCCGUCGCUGGAGGCCGUCGGAUGUCUCAAGGACGUGCCGCUCACGUGCCUGUACCUCGACCACAACCCCUGCGCCGCGGAGCCGCGCUACGCGAACUACCUGCGCGACUUCUUCCCGCUCCUGGAGCAGCUCGACGCGAACUACGCGCCGGCGCGCGGCGCCGCGGCGAGCGGGAUCUCCUAA